AGAGCAUGGAGCUUCAUUCACCCUGUUAAACACACACACACGCUUUGCAAGGCUGUUCUCAGGCUGAGAGAAAAGAGGGGAGCGGAGGAGAGGACAGCACGCUCGCUGAGUGGUGACAGAAAGGAAAAACUGAGACACUGAAUGAGGCCAAAGGAGGGAAGAUUUCAAAUUGUGUGACUUGUUUCUGAUCGAAGAAACACUAAUCCAGGUGGACAUACAACUCCUCAGUUCCCAGGACCAACCUCUAGGAUGUCCCGGAGGAGGUCUACAGGUGACUUGGUGCCCAGGGACAUCACUGAGAUCUUAGCCCGGGAGGUGAGGGCUCAGCGUGGGCAGAGGAAGCCAGGAAACUCCCUGGGACAGGCCUUCAGUUGGUUAAAGGGCAGCCGGAGGAAGAAAAGUAUCGGCAAUGGACUACAUCAAACUAGUUCUAGUCUAACAAAUGCCAAUCUGAGACUUGAGAAUUGUGACCCUUCUAAUGUUGGUCCAAGGGGUAAUGAAGACCAGAAGAGGUUGACGGUCCACUACACGACCUCUCAGCACUACCAGGACAAUGUUUUCAUUGAGGGCAACAGGCCACAGUACCUGGAGGACCUGCACACUGAAGCUCAGGAGGGACUCAAGAUACUACAGCAGGAAGAACACAUGAAUGGAGUGAAUUUUCCUGAUGAUGAGAGCAUUACUUCCACAGACACUCUCCGUCCAGACCAAGAUAUCAGCUCCAAGGACAGAGGUGGCUCUCCAUCAAGAUCCAUUGACGGGAAUACUGAUACUACAGUAACUUCUGUUCUGUCCACAAGGCCUGUGAUCACACGCCAAGGUUCUACAUUCAAGCCCUUGAACCCAGUGAAAAGAUUAGAAAAGGGCAAGAAGAGGAGCAGAAGGACCACCAUCAUGGGCAUCCCCAACCAUGUCCAGAAAGAACUUGUGGUGCACAGAAGCUCCACCUUCCAGCCACUUGUUACUACCCAGCUCUCUAAUCAUGACGAACAAGUCAGUGACAGUCAAUCAGGUGUUGUUAUCAUUCUUACGGUUGAUGGAGGGACUCCAGUAGCAAAUAAGGAGGGAGCAAGAGUGCACCUUUCAGAACUGGAGCUGGAAUCUGGAGAUGAGCAACUGCUGUGGAAGAAACUACAGGCAGUGUACCAAGAUGAGCCAUCCUUCAACCACCAAGGUUCUGGUGCCCAUCUCUGCUCCACAUCCACCCUGAGACCCAAGUCUGUUGCUGUCCCUGGAAUGACCGCUUCAUCUUCCUUCUGCCCUACAACAGUGCUUAGCUUCUUCCAGGAACCCCAGGGCCCAGUCAUGUCCAUAUCUCCUCAAGCAACCUACUUGUCUACGAUUAUCCCAAAUGCGGUCUUGCCAGCUUCAGUUGAAGUCAUCGAGAUUAAUCGCAGCAGCAGCCAUAUUCAUUGCAGCAGUGUUCGCCCUGUAAGCAAAAGCAGCCUGGCAUCUGGGGACUCAUCAGUCGACUCUUUGCUUGUCAGAAGAUCUGAUGGUGACAGUUCCCAGAGUGACCAUUUACAAAACAACCCCACACCGAUGUCCACAUCAGCUUCAGGAUCAAACUGGGGCGAGUCACAGUCUUCAAAGACCCUUGUUUCAAACUCACCCAUUUCCUCUAAGGGGAGCAUAUGCUCCCAAAGGGUGGGUCUGGAUGGGGACCAAGACCUUGUCAGUCUAGAUAGCUCAGUUAGCAUGAUUAGCAGCCCGAGCAGUAAAAGUAAAAAUGUUGUUACAGGACCAGGGUCUGAGUCUGGUGUGUCAGGGUCAGUAACUGCUGGGGAAGAGGCAAAGGACAGGCGCAACUUCACUCGUAAUCUUUCGAUUAUGAAAACCAAGCAACCCCCAGCACCUCCAAGGAGAACAAACUCUCUACAUAGUAAUAACAUCAGGAGCAACUCCAGGGUUCUGCUGGAUUGCAAUGACUUUGUGUCCAGACAGGCUGCAACUGCUAUAGAAAAUAUUGUAGGAAAGGAUGAGAUUAAUAUGGCUGCUACAGAUAUCAGUCUGCUCCUCAUUUCUGGAUCAAACACUGCAGUGUCCAGCUCUGCAGAUGCUUCCUCCAGUCUUGUAAGCCCCACACAGGCCUCCUCCGUUAUGGCUGGAGGAAAAACACAGCCACAGCCAGAAUCCAGCAACUCUUCCCCACAGAAAACUCCCUCAGACAGGGGAAAAUUUGAACGGACCAUGUCCCCUUCCAGUGGCUACUCCAGUCAGAGUGGAACUCCGACACUUUCCCCAAAAGAGAUCUCCCCACCCUCCCCAAACAAACAGAGGAAGAAACCAGCCAAACCAGAGAGAUCAAUGUCUCGGGCAUCAUCCACAGCAGCUUCUCCUUCCUCCUCUCUUACAUCUCUCUCAUCUGGAACCUCUGAGUAUGUCAGUACAGAUAUCUCCACACACAGUACCAGUCUGCCUCUGCAGGAAUCUCCAACUGAUACUGUCGCAAAAGAAUUCACUACAAAUUAUUUCACAACUUUGAGAGAAGAAUUCAAAGAGCUGAUGGAUAUCCCACCACCUCCAAAAGUCAAAGCACCAUGCCCUCCUCCUCCAGAGACAUGGGUCCACAACAGACACACUUUUGAGCUUCUGUGUGGGACUUGCCCCAACAUCGGUAGAGUAAACCAGAAACCAGCACAGACAGAGGGCAGUACAGUUAAACAGAAAGGGACAGGAACCCAGACUGAAGUUAGCAAAGAGAUGCAAGUUUUAGUUGAAAAGCAGACACCUAGAGAAAAUUCACCCUUAGAGUUGUCAGAAAGCAAAGCAAAGCCAGAGACAUCAUUAGCAACAGGUCUUGAAGGUGUCCACAAGGAGCUGGAGGGUAGGGAAUGUCCACAUACCCAACAAGAGAGAGUGGAAACAAGUGCAGACCUUCAGGGACAAGAGCAGAAAUGUACCCAUGUAGUAAAGGACCUUGUGAAUCCAGAGAGAACUCCAAAGAAAGAUCGCCCUCCUGUCAUGAAGAAGCCUAUCACAGUACUGCACAGAGAAGAGCUGGUGUCAACACAGGGCUCAGUGGAAACAAGUUGUGCUGCUACAAUAGAAGUUCAUUUACCUGUUGACAACAAUACAACCUCUUCAGAGAAUGAGGUUACGCUUUUAGAUGAUAAAAGUGAAGUCACAUCCAUGCAGAGGGUACAGGAGGAGAUGCAUGUUGUAGAGUCUUGCUGGCCACCUCCACCACCUCCUUUGGAAGGGGACUCGGUCUUUGAUGGUGGGGAUGAGAUAGACUUUCCUCCUCCUCCACCCUUUGUGGCAGAUGGUGUUCUAGAUGUGAUGGACAGUUUUAUGACAAAGCUGGAUGUCUUAAAAAGGCCAACGGAAGAUGAACAGAUAGUUGUGGAUUCAAGUGAAGCUGGGGCGUCUGUACAUGGACAAAUUCCAGAUUUACCACCUGCUGUGCCACAAUCAUCUGUAAAUGCAAACAAACCAGAGGGUGUCUUGCAAGUUUUAAAUGCUAACAUUACUGAUGAGAUUUCUUGCCAACCACUGCAAAAUGUUUCAGACAGUAUCCCACCUCCUCCAGUGGAAGCACCUCCUUUGCCACCUAUUACAAGAGCAGAAAAUCCAGUAAUCAUCUCAGCUUUAGUUCCUUCCCACGGUUUCCUGAGGCGAGGCUCUCUGAAAACUGAAGAUCAGACUCCCUCCAAGCUUCCCAUCAGUACCCAGCUUGAAGCUCCAAUUAUACUCCCAGUAGCACCUUCUCUGUCAGCAGAUAAUUUAACCCAUGGUGUUCAUUUCAGAAGGCAGCCCAGUGAAGCAAACCGAGAUGCCAGGAGCAAGGAGCUUCAGUCCCGCCACAAAAGUGCACUCAUUCCUAAAGAGGAUGCCCACAUACCUCUUGUCACCCCCUCCCUGCUUCAGAUGGUUCGUCUCAAAUCAGUCAAUAUGACUGAUGAUCAGGUGAAAGCUCUCUCAGAGGACAAGCCAACGAAUGAAGGAGCUCCAGUUCAGGAGAACUGCCCAGUCUCAAUCCCAGGACCUCAAAACAUCCCACAAAAGCCAAUCCGAAAGUCUCUGUCUCUAAAGUCACCACCCCAGACAGUAAAAACAUCAUCUGUGACACUAAAUACUCCUUCCAUGCGCUUACAGGAAGCCAUACGUAUGAAGACUGCAGCCAUGUCCUCGAGAGACAACCUUCCAUCCAGACUGGGUGUGAGAUCACCCAUUUAUAGUAUUGAACCAGGAGCUGUGUCUUUGAAAUCACCUGAAGGACAUGACAUGCACAAAUCCCCAGCCUCUACUGCCAGCUUUAUCUUCUCCAGGAGCACAAAAAAGGUUGUCAUAGAGACUGCCUCAUCUCUGGAUGCUCAGGCAAGUCUGACACAAAGCUUAGCCACUGAGCUAAUGCAGGUUUCUGACCAAUCAAGGGGUGCUGCUUUCUCCAACAGUGGGGUGAAGUGUAACAAAAUUCCUCCGCCAGUAGCUAAGAAGCCAUCUCACAGUAGCAUCAGUCCUUCACAGAAUCAUCCUGCUAAUCCAGGAAAGAUGGAACUCAGUCUUGAAGGCAGUGGAGUAACAGGACGAGUACAACAUUUGAGUGGAAUAACACCUCCUGACACAACUACAAGAGUGACGACAGACACAAUUGAAACACUGUUUUGAAAGAGCCUUGUGGUGAUUAACCAAGGGACCAGACUGAUGUCAGAUGAACAAGCAAAGACUACAAACAAGUAAAAGGACAGCUCACAGCAAGGACCAACAUUACUCAACUAUGCGAGUGUUGUUGUGUUAAGUGUUCUCCAAAAGCCUUAGCCUGCACUGGCCUUCCUACAUACAGUAUUUAUGCAAAAAAGGUAUCACUCCCAAUUUCUUGUGAUAGCUUUAUUCUGGAGUAUUUUUCUAGGCUAUAGUUUAUCUCCUAAUACAGCCCCUCAGGAUGAAAUGGUGUACAUUGGCUGACACAUACAUGUUUGGCUGUGUGAGAUCACCGCUGAGAGGAUGAAUUAGGUAGUGGUCACUGCAGCUCAGAGAAUUUAAAGCUCUUUUUCCACAUUUGUAAUAUAAUAAAUCAUUUUCAUGGGAAUUUUAGUAGUUGUCAGAAAAGGCCGACAAUGACACUUACUACAGAGCAAAUCAGCAUUUUAUCACUUUAUUAAAGAUCUGAGUAAAAUUAAUUGUCCCACUUAGUUUCAGUCCUGUUUAUCCUAGUGUAAAUACAUAUAUCUGGAAUUAUUUGAGAAAAAGGGAUGCUGCAUACUCUCUCAUCACAACAGAUGUUUUGUCAGUUAAGACGGAGGCACGUUUGUGAACUGUUAAGACUUAACAGAGAAAAGUCUCUGGUUACAGCAACUGCUGAAAUAUCAGUCAGAUGUUUCUGCAUAGUCUCUGCUUGGGUUUAGUAAACAUCAGCCCAAAACAAACCAUGAAGAUUUUUUUAGGAAAACAGUAUCCCAAGUUUGCUAUUUAUGUGUUUCCACUAGUAGCACUGUCAGUCACCUUUUCCUACCAAAUAUGAAAUAUUAAAAAUCUAUAUCAUUUGAAAACCACUUUUAGUGAUACACUGGAGUAGACUUGGUGGGAGGUCAGUGUUUUUACUAAAUGUUCUGGAUCAAGUUUUUUGGGCCAAGCCUCAGCUCAUCGCUAUUUGCACACAAUGCUUUUCCCAAGCAAAAUCAUUGGUGAAUGAAUUAUACUGACUCUUAGUAAUGGGUCCAAAGCAAUAUAUAAAUUUUGAAGAAUUAUGUACAGUUAUCACUUAUAUAAAUAAAAUCAAUGUAUUGACAAUGCUUUCCUGCUUUUGAUCUUUAAUAAUGCAAAGACAUCUAGUGCCCCAUACAUUGUUACUUAACAUACCACUAGUUCUGCACAUUUCUCACAA
Molecule: messenger RNA, 5827 nt
Organism: Monopterus albus (swamp eel)
Lineage: Eukaryota; Metazoa; Chordata; Actinopteri; Synbranchiformes; Synbranchidae
Gene: nhsl3
Product: NHS like 3
Exons: 10
Coding region: 250-4611 (1453 amino acids)
Biological process (GO): cell differentiation
Source: RefSeq, a predicted model, not a curated record